Menidia menidia (Atlantic silverside) is the source of this 1788-nucleotide messenger RNA. The record is from the annotation of a GenBank genome assembly. Lineage: Eukaryota; Metazoa; Chordata; Actinopteri; Atheriniformes; Atherinopsidae.
AUGGUGGUGCAGCCCAGUCUGCCUUUCACCUCUCCUCCUCCUGCCACACAGUGUACCAGAUUUAAUUUUCGGACUUUCCGCUGGAUGCAAACCAUGAUCUUUGCAAUCGAACAGAUAAACAGAGAUGGUAAACUUCUUCCAAACCUCACACUGGGUUACAAGAUCUAUGAUUCAUGUAGUACGCCACAUCAGGCUUUAAAAGCUGCCAUGGAGUUGAUGGGAAGCGAAAAGGGGUCAGUUAUUGAAGAAAAGAGCAUGAGUAAUGGCUCCUGUCGUGGGAAAGUACCAGUGGUGAUUGGAGAUGGAGGAUCCACUCAGUCUCUUGUUGUGGCUCGUUUCCUGGGAGUCUUUAAUGUGCCACAGGUCAGCUAUUUCUCCAGCUGUGCCUGUCUGAGUGACAAAAGAGAGUUUCCUGCCUUUUUGAGGACCAUGCCGAGUGACUUCUUCCAGGUAGAUGCACUAGUACAACUUGUCAAGCAUUUUGGCUGGACUUGGGUGGGUGUGAUUGCUGGGGAUGAUGCCUAUGGUCGUGGUGGAGCAAGCAUCUUUGCAGAUGAAGUCAGAAAGUUGGGUGCUUGUAUUGCCUUUCACGAGAUCAUUCCAAAGAAUCGAACACAGGCUGAUAUCUCAUCUAUCGUUUCCAACAUCCACUCGUCAGGAGCUCAGGUUGCUCUGGUGUUUGCUGUGGAACAAGAUGCAGCUGCAUUAUUUGAUGAGACGAUCAGAGGAGAGCUCACUGGCAUACAGUGGCUGGCCAGUGAAGCUUGGAGUACAGCAACCGUUAUUUCUACCCCAGAAAAGUACCAUCGUAUUCUCCAGGGCACCAUGGGAUUUGCCAUUCGAGGAGCCCGUAUACCUGGAUUGCUAGACUUUCUGCUUCGCCUGAACCCCUCAAGCCCAGAUGCACACGAGGAUCCUUUCUUGGUACCGUUUUGGGAGGAAAUGUUCCAAUGCAGCUUGGGUAUGAAGGCUAAUGGCCAGAAGCAAAAAGCUGACAAUAAGCCUUUAUGCUCUGGAACAGAGGAGCUUGGAAAGAUAAGGAAUAUAUAUUCAGAUGUGUCACAGCUAAGGAUUUCCUACAAUGUCUACAAAGCUGUAUAUGCCAUUGCCCAUGCAGUUAAGACCAUGAGAAGCUGUAAAAAUGGGAAAGAACCACUUCCACAGCAGGAUUGUCCAGAUACAGACAAUAUACAGCCAUGGCAGCUACUCCAAUACAUAAGGGAGGUGCGAUACUUGAACUCAUUUGCUGAUGAAGUCAAGUUUGAUGAGAACGGUGACCCUGCAGCCAUGUAUGACCUGGUUAACUGGCAGCUGAAACCAAAUGGAGAAAUGGAGUUUGUCACAGUGGGAAAAUUUGAUGAGAUGACCACAUCUUUUAGGCAAAAGCUUCAGAUCCAAGAACAGAAGAUUGUAUGGAAUGGCAACCAAACCAAAGUUCCAUUGUCAGUAUGCAGCACCAUUUGUCCCCCAGGCACCCGGAAGGCAAUCAGACCUAACUUCCCUAUCUGCUGCCAUGAUUGUGUGGCUUGUACAGCGGGGGAGAUUAGCAAUCAGAGUGAUGCCAUAGAUUGUGUGCGAUGCCUGCCAGAGUUCUGGUCCAAUGCUGAGCGGACGGCCUGCAUCCCCAAACAGUGGCUCUUUCUUUCUGUCACCCAUUAUGUAAUGAGAAAGGGAGUCACAGAGGUGAUGGGCACCCUGGAAGCUGCAGCAGAAACUAAUGAUCUCAACCAUAAUAAUACCAUUCACCAGAGACCAUGGGUUCCCUCCAUUAUGCAGACCAUCAAAUAA